GUUAUCGGUCAUCGUGCUGUCAUUGUCAUUUGUUGUUGCCGUCAUCGUUUGAUGGUGGUGGUGGGUCUGCGAAAUUUUCCGUUUCGCCCCAUUUUUCCCCAACAUAUUUACCCAAUCUCACGUGAUUUUCCCGUCAUUUUGCAGGAUCAAUGAACAUGUUCAUGUGCACCAAACAAUUUUCGUGAAGCGCAGACUCCAACAACCUACACAGCGACAUCAGAUUCACAUUACGAACAAAUUAAUUUCGAAAAUUGGCCAGCCAGAAAACGAGGAAGAACAGGUUGUACAGUUCCACGAACUGGAAACGUUACAGUUUAUGAAUCAGCUGAAGUUAUAGUUUAUUUGAUAAGAGAUUAUUACGUUGUAAUCGACGCUCAUUGUUUAGGGGGAAGCUGAAUAUAGAACAUAGUGCAUUUCGUUUAGAAGUGGCGUUUUAUGUUGUUUUUGGAUUCUAAAGUGUUCCAAUGGAUGGAGGAGAUGGCAGCAGCCAAAAUGGUCACAAUCAAACACCCCCUGCAAAGAUCACUAAAUUCAGGAAUGUCGUAUCGAUAAACAAUGAUAGUGAUGAGGACAUUAUCAUCACUAGCAAUGAGGCAAAUCUAUCCUCAUCAGUCAGAAGAAGGGUACAGAUAAGCAAUGAGAAAAUUCAGACAGGAUCAUUGAAUAUCUUAUCAGCCAAAUAUGAGAGUUUAGAUUAUGACACAUGUGAGAACUAUUUACUGUUAGAUGAAGAGAGGAAGAAAGGUUACAAGUUCAUUGUACAGAAGAGCAUAGCAAGAUGGUUUGUCUUUCUGUUGAUUGGUAUGCUGACAGCUAUUAUAGCUUGUAUUAUAGAUAUAUCCGUAGAAGAAUUAUCUCGAAUGAAAUACAGAUCUCUUAGUAAAUCUGUGGAUGAAUAUGUAACUCAAGGUAAGUUGUACAUCCCCUAUGGAUUAUGGGUGGCAUAUAAUGUUGUGCCAGUGUUCAUUGGUGCAAUUCUCGUGGCAUAUGUGGAGCCAAUUGCAGCGGGAAGUGGCAUACCACAAGUGAAAUGCUAUCUGAAUGGAGUGAAGAUCCCUAGAGUAGUCAGAAUAAAGACACUAUUUGUCAAAAGUGUUGGAGUUAUCUGUUCUGUAGUUGGAGGCUUGGCCGGCGGAAAAGAAGGCCCAAUGAUCCAUUGUGGAGCAGUAGUGGCAGCUGGAAUGUCUCAGGGAAAAUCCACGACUUUCCGGAAAGAUUUUAAUAUUUUCCGAUAUUUCCGAGAGGAUCAUGAAAAAAGAGACUUUGUUUCUGGCGGUGCGGCUGCUGGUGUAUCUGCAGCUUUUGGAGCACCAGUUGGUGGCGUGUUGUUCAGUUUAGAAGAAGGGACAAGUUUCUGGAACCAGAGCUUAACCUGGCGAACAUUUUUCGCCUCUGUUGUGUCGACGUUUACCCUAAACGUAAUAUUGUCAACAUAUCAUGGUGUACCUGGCAAUCUCAGCUACCCUGGUCUUUUGAAUUUGGGAAAAUUUGAUUCGUUUAAUUAUGAGUUCUUCGAGCUGCCAAUAUUCCUCAUUAUGGGUGCUAUGGGUGGAUUUUUUGGGGCGUUGUGGAACCAUAUUAACUUCAAGAUUACAGUAUUCAGAAUGAGGUAUAUUCGUCCAAGGUGGUUGAAGGUGGUAGAAGCAAUUUUGGUAGCAGCGGUUUCAGCCACAGUGGGAUUCUUGAUGAUGUUUAUUUUAAAUGAUUGCAAACCCCUUGGCCAGGGACCUACCAAGUAUCCAACACAGCUGUACUGUUUGGACGGCCAAUACAACGUUCUGGCCAGCAUCUGGUUUCAAACACCUGAAGCCUCAGUUCGCUCCCUUUUUCACGACCCUCCCAACACUCACGACGCCCUGCCUUUGAUCUCCUUCGUGGUUAUCUACUUCUUCCUGGCAGCAUGGACAUUCGGCAUGUCCACGUCAAAUGGACUCUUCAUCCCGACGCUUCUCACUGGAGCCGCGUGGGGGCGUCUUGUGUCAAUUACGCUUUACUAUAUCUUCCCGAACGUGGCUUUGGUGCAUCCAGGAAAAUACGCGUUGAUAGGAGCAGCCGCACAGUUGGGUGGGGUUGUAAGAAUGACGUUGAGUUUAACUGUGAUAAUCAUGGAAACAACUGGAAAUAUCACCUUUGCUUUGCCUCUUAUCAUUACGCUUAUCGCUGCCAAAUGGACGGGAGAUUUCUUCAAUGAGGGUAUCUACGACACGCUAAUACAAUUGUCAGGUGUUCCUUUCUUACCAUGGGAACCACCGCCGUUGGUGCACAACAUUUACGCUAGCGAAGUGAUGUCGCAUCCCGUUAUAACGCUGAAGUGCGUCGAGAAUGUCGGACACAUCGUUGAACUCCUCAGGUUGACCAGCUACAACGGAUUCCCUGUUGUUGACCCACCUCUGUCGGACCAGUCUGAGGUAACGACGUACGGCAGAAUACGCGGCCUGAUCCUGAGAUCUCAAUUGAUCGUGAUUCUGCAGAAAAAGAUCUUUAACGAAACCUCGGACGAUUGGGACCGAAUCAAAGCUUCGAUAUUCAGGAACGAGUAUCCUAGAUAUCCGAACAUUGACAAUGUUCAAAUCAGCGAGGAAGAGAAGACAUUCUCGGUAGAUCUCAGACCUUUUAUGAAUCCAUCUCCAUACACAGUGCUUCACUCUGCUUCACUCCCGAGAAUGUUCAGGCUUUUCAGAGCCUUGGGACUGAGGCAUUUGCCAAUCGUCAAUGAUAUCAACGAGGUUGUUGGUAUGGUAACAAGAAAAGAUCUGGCGCGUUACAGAGUAUGGAGGUAUAGAGGCAGAAUAGGUGUAGAAGAAUUGCUUAUAUCCAAAGACAUUUAGAAAAGGCAGUAUUUUAUUUAUCAACCUUAGAAUUUACUCAUACUCAAUAUAUGUGUUGUAUACUGUAAUUAACAUAUUUUGCUGUGAAUUUAUUUAUAGUAAGUUAUAAAUGCAGUGUUACAAUCCACAAAUUCAGGAAAAAAGAGAGAUGGUUUAUAUGUUAUGUAUAUUAUAUUAUUUAAUUUUUAAUGGUCUUCUUAUACUUGGAACUGUACAAAAUUUAUCUUUAAAUGUUUAUUUUCCUAAAUAAAACAACGUAUAUACAAAAAU
Messenger RNA from Acanthoscelides obtectus, 3098 nucleotides. Lineage: Eukaryota; Metazoa; Arthropoda; Insecta; Coleoptera; Chrysomelidae. The record is from the annotation of a GenBank genome assembly.